AUGAGUGACGUGAAAAGAACGAUUCGAAUCACAACUGAACAACACAUUUUAAAGGACCUUCCACCAGUGGAGAACUUCCCUAUAAGAAAAUGGUCUAUCCAGGUUACAAUGCUAGAUUCUCUGGGGAAAGAAAUCGGGGCUAACAUUCUCGAUAAAGUUACGUAUACAUUGCAUCCAACGUUUGCUAAUCCUACAAGAACCAUAAAGACACACCCUUUUAGAGUAGAAGAACAAGGUUGGGGUGAAUUCGAUAUACCUAUUGCAGUCCAUUUGGCAGGUUUACCAGGGAAACAAGGAGAAAGAAAGUUUAAUCAUGAUUUGAACUUUUUACAAGAGAAGUAUACCGUUGAUCAUGUUAUCACCGUCCCCACGAAUAAGAGUCAAACAUUAACUAAAUUAUUACAAGAAAGUGGCCCAGUUCCUAAUGGUGGGGCUGGGGCUGCUGCCGAUGACUCGGGUUCCUCAAAGAGAAAGAAUGAUAACCCUGAUUCCAGUAAUAAAAUAAAGAAAUCAAAAACCGCUAAUGGAAGUCUUAUAAAAGGUAGUGUUGAUUUGGAGAAGUUGGCAUAUGCUUUAGAUAAGUUGGGAGAAGAUGAUUUAAUUGUCAUUGUGCAAAUGGUAACCGAUAACAGAACGACAGAUAUGAAUAUCAAGAAUGAUGUUGAAAAGGGUGAAUUUACAAUGGAUUUAUAUACCAUUCCUGAUUCACUAUUAAAGAGUAUUUGGGAUUACGUCAAGAAACAUACAGGUGAGUUAUAG
Molecule: messenger RNA, 759 nt
Organism: Lizanozyma spartinae
Lineage: Eukaryota; Fungi; Ascomycota; Pichiomycetes; Serinales; Debaryomycetaceae
Gene: TAF14
Product: TATA-binding protein-associated factor
Exons: 2
Coding region: 1-759 (252 amino acids)
Biological process (GO): chromatin remodeling; regulation of transcription by RNA polymerase II
Cellular component (GO): NuA4 histone acetyltransferase complex; Swr1 complex
Molecular function (GO): histone binding
Source: RefSeq, a predicted model, not a curated record